GGUAGAGGAGUAAAGAGAUACUGCGGAGACUCUUCAGCGACCAAGACAGAGCCACUCACAACUCGGCCAAUUGGAUAUUUCGGCUGGAUCUCAUUUUCCGUUGUUGGGGGGUUGUCGUCGUUGGAGUCGCUCGGCCAGACAAACUAUGGAGCAUUACUCAGAUCAGGGCUCUGACGGCAUCGAGCUGCUCGACUGGCUGUUUGAUCAGAACGACGGCAUUCUCCGUCACGUGGAGGCAGGACACGGCGGCAGCCGGCACCCGUGGCCAAACCCGGAGCCCAGCAUGCUGCAGCCGCCGCAGCGCGCGGACAGCGACUUCCUCAGCGCCCUCCUGAGUGGAAACGACUCGGAGUCAGGCUCGCCGCUCUGGUCGCCGUCCCCCAGCGACAGUGGGAUCAGCGAGGACCCUCCCUCAGACCAGAUGGACAGCCCACGACGACCCGAGAGCCCCCCCGGAGACACUCGGUUCUUUGGUGCGAAGCUCCACAGCAAGGCGGCUCUGGAAGCCAACGUCUCCAUCGACCUCAAUGGCUGGGAUCCCAGCUUCCCCACAGGGAGGACGAGGAUCACCCAAUGCAGGCUGCCGCCGUGCUCCGGUUUCCCUCUGACCGUCAAAGACCUGCUCCUGUCUGGGGCGCCGGAGCCCCCCCCACCGCCGUCCCAGCAGUCCAUUCAGGAGCUGAUUCUCAACGAGGACGAGAAGAAGCUUUUAGCCAAAGAAGGGGUGACGCUGCCCACUCAGCUGCCUCUCACCAAGUACGAGGAACGGAUCCUGAAGAAGAUACGGAGGAAGAUUCGUAAUAAGCAGUCUGCCCAGGAGAGCAGGAAGAAGAAGAAGGAGUAUAUAGAUGGGCUGGAGAGCAGGAUGGCUGCCUGCAACGCACACAACCAGGAGCUGCAGAGAAAAGUGUCCCAGCUGGAGAAGUGCAACAUCUCCCUGAUGGAACAGCUGCGCCGGCUGCAGGCUCUGGUCAUGAACACAUCUGGCAAGACGGCCCAGGCUGGGACAUGUGUACUGGUGCUGCUGCUGUCCUUCUCUCUAAUCCUCUUCCCCAGCCUCAAGCCCCUCUCCGACACCAAGGUCAGCCAAGGAGACUUCAGUCCAGUCAGAAUCCAGUCACGGUCCCUGCAGAACCUGCAGGCCUCGCGGGUGCUGCAUGUCAUGGAUCCCCCGCUGCCCGCCGAGGACGAGUCCGAGCAUCUGCACCGGCACCUCCCGGGAGACCGGGGGCUGGACGGCAUCGCGGCGCUGAUGGAGGAGCUGGCAGUGAACCGGGAGCCAUCCGGUUUGGAGGCCGCGUCUCUGAACGGCACUCAGGAGGGAGGCACGGGUCAUUUUCAUGUAGAUCCAAUUACUGGUCACGUAGCUAGCGUGACCUUGGACCCCCAGCGCUCUGCCAGGCUGCGACCGCAUGCUGAUGACAUGUAGCACAGAUGAAGAAAUGAUCCCCAAUAAACUCCCCGAUUUGUCCUGCUCCUAAUGGUAGAGCAGGGAAUUAUGGGGGCUGCUGUUUACACACGUUAGCUGUUAAUUAUUCCUGUUUCGCCUUUAAUAUAUGUGACGUCUGUAUACAUUUGUGAGACUGUUUUAUAUCAGUACAUGAGUUUAAAUCCUGCCAGGGUAAAGUGUGAAUCUGCUACCUGACUUUGGUAAAAUGUAAAUUAGAAAACACUGGCUUAAACGUGUUCUGAUGAUCUGUAUAGUUUGGAUUUUUGAUUCUUUUGGAUUUUAAAAAGCAUGUUUUCAUGAAGAACUGAUUGGAGGAGUCCAGAUUUUCUGCAUGAAAUAAAAGUAUGUAACAAACUGGGA
Betta splendens (Siamese fighting fish) is the source of this 1810-nucleotide messenger RNA. It is a transcript of the gene creb3l3a, whose product is annotated as cAMP responsive element binding protein 3-like 3a. Gene Ontology annotation, biological process: regulation of transcription by RNA polymerase II. The record is from RefSeq and is a predicted model, not a curated record. Gene Ontology annotation, cellular component: nucleus. The transcript has 10 exons. Gene Ontology annotation, molecular function: RNA polymerase II cis-regulatory region sequence-specific DNA binding; DNA-binding transcription factor activity, RNA polymerase II-specific. Lineage: Eukaryota; Metazoa; Chordata; Actinopteri; Anabantiformes; Osphronemidae. The coding region runs from base 146 to 1429 and encodes 427 amino acids.